This is a messenger RNA of Haliotis rufescens (red abalone), 1243 nucleotides long. RefSeq names its product tubulin polymerization-promoting protein homolog. The record is from RefSeq and is a predicted model, not a curated record. Gene Ontology annotation, molecular function: tubulin binding. The transcript has 4 exons. Bases 165 to 689 code for a protein of 174 amino acids. Gene Ontology annotation, cellular component: microtubule. Gene Ontology annotation, biological process: microtubule polymerization; positive regulation of protein polymerization; microtubule bundle formation. NCBI's taxonomy places the organism in Eukaryota, Metazoa, Mollusca, Gastropoda, Lepetellida, Haliotidae.
AUUGGGGCUGACUGAUCGCGAGUCACGUGGUCUGUACAAGCAGCAACCGCGGGGCGUCUUGUUUACGUUGGUUACAGGGACGGGUGGUUGUGUCUGUCCGUCCAAUCUCUCAUUCCCGGGAUUUCAUUGUGUGAGGAAGGUCUACUCCAGAUACAAGAUUUACAAUGGCGAAGGCUGCAGUAGAAGGAGACGUGUCAUGCUGGGCUGACCUCGGGCUGGUCAAGGCAGCGUUCAAGCGUGGGGUCAAGACAGGCGCGGCGGCGGGAGGAGACGGAGAUAAAGCAACACUCUCAGCUUUAAAAAAAAUCAUCCCCACAGCAGCGUACAAUAAUAUCCAGACCGGUGCGUUUGCCGCAGCCGCCAAGCCAACAGGGGGCAAACUGACAUUGGCCAAAUUUGUCAGCAAAGAUUUCUUCCUGAAAAUGGCGAAAGGUGACGAGAAAGAGGCAGAGAAGAUGGCCAAAAAACUAGCUGCUGAUGAACAAGCCAAACAAGAUGCGGAAGCCAAAGGCCCAAAGAAGACGGAUGACGUGACAAGCAGACUCACAGACACAUCCAAAUACACAGGCGCGCACAAGGAACGGUUCGAUGAAGGAGGCAGGGGCAAGGGCAAGGGCGGGAGGGUGGAAGAGGCAUCAAACACCGGCUACGUAGGAGGCUACAAAAACGAGGGGACCUACAAGAAGUAAGUGCCCGGGGGACGGUCUAAUCCAUCCACCCAGCACUCGACCAUCAUAUAAACUCUGCCGUCACAAUGUGAAGUCUGCGAUCUGUGUGUGGUUUCAACUCUUCGUUGGAUCUUUAGUAACGGCUACGUAUGGUCUUCAACAAUGAACAUGCACCGUUAUAUCUAUCAAAGGGUUGUGUUGAUAUACACCACCUGCUAUAAGCUUUCUAAAUAUCAGGGAAGUGUAAAAUAGUCUUUUUGCAAAAUAUAUAAAUGGAGAUAACUGUUAGAUUAAGAAAUAUCAAUUUUGAGAAAUUAUCAAUAGUUCAGUUGUCAGGCAUACCCUAAUGUGCACAGAGUAAGCAACCGCAAUAUAAUAAACUUCGCAAUAUUUCACUCUGGUUGAUAAUAGUAUUCCUGGUUUGAAUGUCCCCGACACAGAGCAGUCUAUGCAUGGUGACGUCUAACAUGUGAUAGUACCAUUCAUUUUAUGUGUUCCUGUCACGUGUCAUUGUGUAGUUACAUUAUUUAAAUAGUUUGUAUACAAAGUUUUAAUAAACGUUAUUCUAAAAGAUA